Columba livia (rock pigeon) is the source of this 543-nucleotide messenger RNA. Its product is annotated as olfactory receptor 14J1-like. Gene Ontology annotation, biological process: G protein-coupled receptor signaling pathway. The annotation marks the transcript as partial. Gene Ontology annotation, molecular function: olfactory receptor activity; odorant binding. Gene Ontology annotation, cellular component: membrane. NCBI's taxonomy places the organism in Eukaryota, Metazoa, Chordata, Aves, Columbiformes, Columbidae. The transcript is spliced from 2 exons. The record is from RefSeq and is a predicted model, not a curated record.
CUGCGCUACGGGACCCUCCUGGGCAGCAGAGCUUGUGUCCACAUGGCAGCAGCUGCCUGGGCCACUGGGUUUCUCAAUGCUCUGCUGCACACGGCCAAUACAUUUUCACUGCCCCUGUGCAAGGGCAAUGCCCUGGGCCAGUUCUUCUGUGAAAUCCCCCAGAUCCUCAAGCUGUCCUGCUCACACUCCUACCUCAGGGAACUUGGGCUUCUUGUGGUCAGUGCCUGUUUAGGUUUUACGUGUUUUGUGUUCAUCGUGCUGUCCUAUGUGCAGAUCUUGAGGGCCGUGCUGAGGAUCCCCUCUGAGCAGGGACGGCACAAAGCCUUUUCCACCUGCCUCCCUCACCUGGCCGUGGUCUCCCUGUUCAUCAGCACUGCCAUGUUUGCCUACCUGAAGCCCCCCUCCAUCUCUUCCCCAUCCCUGGACCUGGUGGUGUCUGUUCUGUACUCAGUGGUUCCUCCAAAAGCACUUUCAGUGCCUUUGAGGAUGAUGCAAACCUGGGUGGAGGCCUUGAUGAACCUCACCUGGGUCACCCUGCCCUGA